GGACCGGCUGUCUGGUGAAAGCGGUGGAGACAGCGGCCCAGCGCGAGGCGUUCAUCGUGGGGAAGCCCAACCGGUACAUGUUCGACUGCGUGGCGAGCGAGUUCGACAUCGAUCCUGCUCGCACCAUCAUGGUGGGAGACCGGCUGGACACAGACAUCCUCAUGGGCAACAGCUGCGGCCUCACCACCCUGCUGACACUGACCGGCGUCACCACGCUGGAGGAGGUGCAGGGCCACCAGGAGAGCGGCUGUCCCACCAGGCAGAGCCUGGUUCCCCAUUACUACGUCGAGAGCAUCGCUGACCUCCUGCCAGCGCUGGGGGAGUAA
Tauraco erythrolophus (red-crested turaco) is the source of this 326-nucleotide messenger RNA. NCBI's taxonomy places the organism in Eukaryota, Metazoa, Chordata, Aves, Musophagiformes, Musophagidae. The record is from RefSeq and is a predicted model, not a curated record.